UGAUCCCGCAGGUCCUGUCCAUGGACGCCAGCAAGAAGGUGGAUCUGAAGAUCAUCAUCAUCGGAGCUCUGGGCGUGGGCAAGACCUCUCUGCUGCACCAGUACGUGCACAAGACGUUCUACGAGGAUUACCGCACCACGCUGGGCGCCAGCAUCCUCACCAAGGUCCUGGCUGUGGACAGCACCCCCCUGAAGCUGCAGAUCUGGGACACAGGGGGCCAGGAGCGAUUCCGGUCCAUGGUGUCCACCUUCUACAAAGGCUCAGACGGCUGCAUGCUGGCCUUCGACGUGACAGACAGGGAGUCCUUUGAGGCCCUGGACAACUGGAGAGAUGAUUUCCUGGACAAGGUCAUUCCCAGGGAACACGAUUUCCCCAUGGUCGUGCUGGGGAACAAGAUAGACCUCAGUGACCGGCAGGUGCCCAAGGAAACAGCCUCAGCCUGGUGCAAGGAGAAGGACAUCCCGUAUUUCGAGGUCAGUGCCAAGAACAACAUCAACGUGGCCGAAGCUUUCGAGACCCUGGCGAAGCAGGCGCUGAGCACGUAUAAAGGGAUUUUUGAGAGCUAUUUGACCGACUCCAUCAAGCUCACUCCCAACGACAAGCCCAAGCAGAGCUGCUGCUGA
Sturnus vulgaris (Common starling) is the source of this 623-nucleotide messenger RNA. RefSeq names its product RAB7B, member RAS oncogene family (gene RAB7B). Gene Ontology annotation, biological process: endosome to lysosome transport; phagosome-lysosome fusion. The record is from RefSeq and is a predicted model, not a curated record. Gene Ontology annotation, cellular component: phagocytic vesicle; lysosome; late endosome. Gene Ontology annotation, molecular function: GTPase activity; GTP binding. NCBI's taxonomy places the organism in Eukaryota, Metazoa, Chordata, Aves, Passeriformes, Sturnidae.